AUGGAGGACGGGAGGACAGGGCUGCAUGUAGCAGGGAUGCUGGGGAGGGCGGGGAGCGUGAGGGAGCUGAUGGAGGCAGGAGCAGAGGUAGGAGCGAAGGACAAGGAAGGGAAGACUCUGGUGCACUGGGCGACGGCGUAUGGGCAUGUGGAGGUACUGAAGACGGUGGAGCAACAAUGCGGGAAAGAGGCUCUGAGCACCUUGAUGUUGGAGAAGACCGAUGAUGGCACGACAUGCGCGCAUAAUGCGAGUAUGGGAGGGCACUUCAAGGUGCUACGGUAUGUUGCAGAGACAUGUGGGGAGGAGCUGCUGAGGGAGAAGGACAAGGACGGCUGGACAUGCGCGCACUGGGCGAGUGAGGGAGGGCACUUGGAUGUGCUGCAGUAUCUUGAGGAGAGGUGCGGGAAGGAGUUGCUGAGGGAGAAGAACAAGGACGGUAAGACUUGCGCGCAAACGGCAAGUGCUGGAGGGCACUUGGAGGUAGUGCGGUAUGUUGCAGAGACAUGCGGGGAGGAGCUGCUGAGGGAAAAAGACGAUUUCGACAGGACAUGCGCGCACUGGGCGAGUGCGGGAGGGCACUUGGAGGUAGUGCGGUAUCUUGUAGAUACAUGCGGGGAGGAGCUGCUGAGGGAGAAGGACAAGGACGGCUGGACAUGCGCGCACUGGGCGAGUGAGGGAGGGCACUUGGAGGUAGUGCGGUAUCUUGAGGAGAGGUGCGGGGAGGAGCUGCUGAGGGAGAAGACACAGAUCAGCAAUACAUGCGCGCACUAUGCGAGUAUGGGAGGGCACUUGGAGGUGCUACAGUAUGUUGCAGAGAAGUGCGGGGAGGAGCUGCUGAGGGAGAGGAACGAGGACGGUGAGACUUGCUUGACUUUGGCUCGUACGUCAGAGGUUGAGGAUUACCUUAGAGGUUUAGGUAUCGACUAA
Guillardia theta CCMP2712 is the source of this 927-nucleotide messenger RNA. RefSeq lists its product as hypothetical. Lineage: Eukaryota; Cryptophyceae; Pyrenomonadales; Geminigeraceae. The coding region runs from base 1 to 927 and encodes 308 amino acids. The record is from RefSeq and is a predicted model, not a curated record. Gene Ontology annotation, molecular function: protein binding. The transcript has a single exon.